CCACGCCUCUAAACUGUAUCUGCCCGAAAGAUUAACCACAACAGCAAGAAGCCAGGCGGCCGCACGUACGGGAUUCCGACGUCUCGCCCGAGACGCACGUGCCGACCAAGUUACACUCCACCUCGAUUCAACCCUCCGUAGAAUCGUAGAUAGAUCGCAGAUCCAGGAAGCAAGGAAGAGUUCAUUUGUUCAUCCCUCCCUCUCCUGCUUUAUCACUCCUUGUGCACCGUCCUGCGUGUAGCAAAGAUGGUGCAUUUCCCGAAGCUGGAGGAUUCCCCUAUGUUCCGAGAUCAGGUCAAUUUAUUGGAAGAGAAUGCAGAACAGUUAAGAGAUCGAUGCCAAAGAUUCUACAAAGGAUGCAAGAAGUUCACAGUGGUUCUUGGAGAAGCAUGCAGCGGUGAUAAUUCUUUUGCCGACUCACUGGAAUCAUUUAGUGGUGCACGUGAUGAUCUCAUCAGCAUAGCUAUUGGAGGUCCUGUUAUGUCAAAAUUCAUCGCAACUUUUCGUGAACUUGGUAGCUACAAGGAACUGCUUCGAUCGCAAGUGGAGCAUAUGUUAACUGAGCGCUUACUGCAGUUCAUGAAUGCCGAUCUUCAUGAUGUUAAGGAUUCUCGUCGGCGCUUUGACAAAGCCACACUUGCUUAUGAUCAGGCACGUGAGAAGUUUAUGUCUUUAAAGAAGUCCACACGACCUGAUAUUGUUGAAGGAUUGGAAGAGGAUCUCCACAAUUCAAGGUCAGCAUUUGAAAGAUGUCGUUUCAAUCUAAUAAGUGCUCUUGCAAAUAUUGAGUCGAAAAAAAAAUUUGAGUUUCUAGAGUCAGUCAGUGCAAUGAUGGAUGCUCAUCUACGAUAUUUUAAACAGGGAUAUGAGUUACUACAACAAAUGGAACCAUUCAUUCAUGAGGUUUUGACUUAUGCACAGCAAUCAAAAGUUGCAGCUCUUGCAGAACAGGAUGAACUUGCGAAAAGGAUUCAGGAGUUCAGAACCCAAAGAGAACUGCAAAAUUUGAGAAUAAAUAAGGAGCCCACAACAAGUGGAGAUGGUAUCCAUAUUGUUGGUUCAAGCUCUUAUAAGACAAUAGAGGCACUGAUGCAGGCGACUGCACAUGGUAAGGUUCAGACAAUUAAGCAAGGAUAUCUUCUAAAGCGAUCUUCAAAUCUAAGAGGUUAUUGGAAGAGAAGAUUUUUCGUGCUUGACAGCCAUGGGACACUGUAUUAUUAUAGGACACAAUCAAAUAAAAAUUUGGGUCAUCUAUCUCAACAAUCAGCAGGAAUAUCAGAAAGCAGCAUGUUUGGUAGAUUCAGAUCGUCUCGCCCAAGGGCAUCUUCAAUGGAUGAGAACCUUGGCUGCCAUACGGUGGAUCUCCAUACCUCCACCAUAAAAAUGGACGCAGAACAGUCAGAUUUGCGUUUUUGCUUCAGAAUAAUUUCUCCUGUGAAAACAUAUACUUUGCAGGCAGAAAAUGGAGCAGAUCAAAUGGAUUGGGUCGAUAAGAUCACUGGAGUUAUAGCAUCACUUCUGAAUGCUCCAUUACCUCUGGAGCAUGAUCCUGGAAAGCUGGAUAUGAUGCAUAACAGCUUUGAUGAUGCAUGUGGUUCCAAUUCUGCAAGGUUAGACAGUCGUGCAGGCUCAGAGGAUGGGGUGGUCACACUUCAGGAUCGCAAUGGUGUUGCCAGGGUUCUUAGAAAAGUUCCUGGAAAUGAUGUCUGUGCAGAAUGUGAUGCCCCAGAACCUGAUUGGGCAUCACUGAAUCUUGGGAUUCUUCUUUGCAUUGAGUGCUCUGGUGUUCACCGGAAUCUUGGGGUUCAUAUUUCAAAGGUCAGAUCCUUGACAUUGGAUGUCAAAGUUUGGGAACCUGUUGUCAUUGAUUUGUUCCAUCAUUUGGGUAACAGAUUUUGUAACUCUGUGUGGGAGGAGCUCCUUCUAAUUAACGAAGAGAGGAAACAUGAUUCAGAUAUAAAUCUCGCAUUUGUUAGCAAACCUGUUCCAAAGGAUCCUCUACCCCAAAAGGAAAAAUAUAUCCAAUCUAAGUAUUCAGAGAAAAUUCUGAUGAAAAAGUCAGAUAACUUGGAAAUGAGUGCACGUGCCCUACUUAUCUGGAAUGCUGUUGAAACAAAUGAUAUACAAGCCCUAUACCGCCUGCUGGUUGCUUCAGAAGCAAGUAGCAAGACUAUCUAUGACCUAGCCUUUGCAAAUGAGCUGUGUCACCCUGUAGAAAUGUCUGACUUGGAUGGGCACAGUGAUGAGAAGAAAAAAAAGUAUGAUCCAGCUUUUUGUCCAAACCUUAGGGCAUCUGGGAACUGCUGGCACGGUUGCUCCUUGAUGCAUUUAGCUUGUUAUGGGGGUGAACUUGCCACUGCAGAACUGUUGUUACAGUUUGGUGCAGAUAUAAAUGCUCGUGAUUUUCAUGGGAGAACUCCUCUUCACCAUUGCGUUUCUAUGAGAAACAAUCAGUUUGCAAAGUAUCUAAUGCGAAGAGGGGCGCGCCCAUCAAUUAAGGAUGCUGGGGGCCAAUCUGCGCUAGAAAGAACCAUGGAGCUUGGAGCAAUUACCGAUGAAGAGCUUCUAAUUCUUCUCACAAAUGAGUGAAAUAUUGUUCGAGUUCACAUUCAGAAUAUUUAUUAAGGGAAAUCUCCACGCUGCUUUUGAUCUGCUACUGUGGAUUCAAGCGGCUUAUUACAUAAGAAAAUAAUUCUUCUCCAUCAGCUCUUUCCCUCACCAGCCAUCCACAAAAUUCUUCCAUUAGGUAAGCCUAACACAUGCUACCUCUACGUUUCUAAAUAUUGUAAUAGCACCUAAGUUGCCUGUUUCACAUUAACACCUUGUUGAGAAAGGAGAUUAUGUAGGCCACACAAAUGGUCUUUGCCACCCUGGUGAUUAAUGGUACAAAUGAAUGGUUGUGGUGAAGUCUCACUUUCAAGUAAAAUUUUUUAAGUGGAGUCAAGGAGAGAGCCGUAUGGUUAUAGGUAUAAAAGCAAGGUCACAUUCUCAAGGUCUGGAGUACAGGGAGCCUGAUCAUAAUCAGGAGCUAUGAAAAGACUCUGUAUUCGCCAAUAAUAGUUUUGGAUC
Messenger RNA from Nymphaea colorata (pocket water lily), 3069 nucleotides. RefSeq names its product ADP-ribosylation factor GTPase-activating protein AGD4-like. Gene Ontology annotation, molecular function: protein binding; GTPase activator activity. Lineage: Eukaryota; Viridiplantae; Streptophyta; Magnoliopsida; Nymphaeales; Nymphaeaceae. The record is from RefSeq and is a predicted model, not a curated record. Bases 247 to 2589 code for a protein of 780 amino acids. Gene Ontology annotation, cellular component: cytoplasm. The transcript is spliced from 20 exons.